AUGGAGUACCCGCACCACCACCACCACGGCCACCGCCGCGACGACGACGAGGACGACCGCCGGGGCCCGCCGCCCCCGGCCUACGGCGGCUACGGCCAGCAGCCGCCACUCGACCCGUACGGCCAGCCCCCGCCACCCGACCCGUACGGCCGGCCUCCGCCCCAGCCCGCGUACGGCGCCGGGGGCGGGUACGUCCACGUCGCGCACGAGGCCGGCGACGAGAGGCCGCACUACGGCGGCGGCGGCGGCGGCCUCGGUGGCGCCUACGGGGGCGGCGGCGGCGCCGAGUACGGCCACGAGGGCCGCCCGCACCACCACGGCGGAUCCGAGUACGGCCACGAGACACGCCCGCACCACGGGGCCGGGGCGGGGGCGCCGCGCCGCCUCGCCGCCCGCGACGGCAAGGUCUGCCUCGUGCGCACUGACCGUGACGACGACGCGCAGCACUGGAUCAAGGACAUGAAGUACAGCACCAGGGUGAAGGAUGAGGAAGGCUACCCUGCCAUUGUCCUCGUCAACAAGGCCACCGGAGAGGCUCUCAAGCACUCCCUUGGCCAGUCACACCCUGUUCCUCUGACCCGCUAUGAUCCAGAAAAACUGGAUGAGUCGGUCCUGUGGACAGAGAGCAGGGACGUUGGGGAUGGAUUCCGCUGCAUUAGGAUGGUCAACAACAUCUACCUGAAUUUUGAUGCCUUACAUGGAGACAAGGACCAUGGUGGUGUGCGUGACGGAACGACCCUUGUGCUGUGGGAGUGGUGUGAGGGAGACAACCAGCGCUGGAAGAUUGUUACCUGGUUUUUUAAGUUCCAGUCACCGUGCCUCAAUCGGCUCCUUCCGGACAUAGCAAGCCAUGCCGCCUGUUUGUCCUCCUUCAGCCGAGCCCUUGUCCUCUACACCGGGAAGCUGCUAUGCUCCUUCAACAAACAAAUCGACGCCAUGUUCGGAGUUACUCAACUCAAUAAUUUCCACUUAGCAAUGGAUUGA
Messenger RNA from Miscanthus lutarioriparius, 984 nucleotides. Lineage: Eukaryota; Viridiplantae; Streptophyta; Magnoliopsida; Poales; Poaceae. The record is from the annotation of a GenBank genome assembly.